CACAAGCAAGAUGCCAGGUGGUGUAACAGUGAAAGACGUCAACCAGCAGGAGUUUGUCCGGGCGCUGGCAGCCUUCCUCAAAAAGUCGGGGAAGCUGAAGGUGCCAGAUUGGGUUGACAUUGUCAAACUUGCUAAGCAUAAGGAGUUGGCUCCCUGUGAUGAGAACUGGUUCUACAUCAGAGCUGCCUCCACAGUGCGUCACCUGUACCUGCGUGGAGGUGUUGGCGUGGGCUCUAUGACCAAGAUCUAUGGCGGGCGUAAGAGGAACGGUGUGUGCCCCUCUCACUUCAGCGUGGGCUCCAAAAAUGUUGCCCGUAAAGUACUCCAAGCCCUUGAGGGCCUCAAGAUGGUGGAGAAAGACCCCAAUGGCGGGCGUAGACUGACCCCCCAGGGGACCAGAGACCUGGACAGAAUUGCUGGGCAGGUUGCUGCUGCAAGCAAGAAAGUGUAAAAUAAACUUUUGUUGGAAACCA
Danio rerio (zebrafish) is the source of this 473-nucleotide messenger RNA. RefSeq names its product ribosomal protein S19 (gene rps19). Gene Ontology annotation, biological process: translation; animal gross anatomical part developmental process. The record is from RefSeq and is marked provisional. Gene Ontology annotation, molecular function: structural constituent of ribosome. Gene Ontology annotation, cellular component: cytosolic ribosome; nucleus; cytoplasm. NCBI's taxonomy places the organism in Eukaryota, Metazoa, Chordata, Actinopteri, Cypriniformes, Danionidae.